This is a messenger RNA of Pygocentrus nattereri (red-bellied piranha), 3093 nucleotides long. RefSeq lists its product as uncharacterized. The coding region runs from base 202 to 504 and encodes 100 amino acids. The record is from RefSeq and is a predicted model, not a curated record. Lineage: Eukaryota; Metazoa; Chordata; Actinopteri; Characiformes; Serrasalmidae. The transcript has 2 exons.
UGCCCGGCUCAGGAGUGUCCUCUCGGAAGCCCUAGCUUGAGCUGGAGAGAGACGAAGGAGUGAAAAAAUACAAAAGACUGAAGGAUCGUCUAAAGCAGACACAGCCACUCACUCAGUCACACUUAAGUAGUGCUUCAAAGCCUACAUACAGGCAGACUUACUCCUUCACAUCCUGCAGACUGCAGCAUAUACACUGCAGAGAUGCUUUCCCGCCUGCCUCGCUUGACUCCCGGCUACAUCCGCUACCUGCAGACCCAGGCCAUGCAGACGAUCGCCCACAGGGCUGGUGAUGUGGUGAUGCCGCGGCUGGCUGUGCUCCUCGGGGCUCUGGGUAUUGGGAUGUCAGGUUAUAGCUCUCGUCAGCUCGCCCUACACCACCACCCCUCCACUCGAGUGCUACAGUGGCUGGAGAGAACAGCGCCCCCACAUGGUCAAGCAACUUCCACCAUGGUCACCCAACUGCAGAACCUCAGCCAGCAUAGCCCUGCCACUAAAGUGCCUUAGAUAGAGGGUUUGUCCAGCAGAUGGCGCUGUAGCUGUGAGCCAGUCAUGCCUGGUUGUAUUUUUCUGUCAAGUUCUCUUGAGUGGAACACAAGAGGCCAUUUUCUAGCCUGUGACAGUGACUGAGUGUUUGAUGUGACGCCAUCCUAAGUACUCAAUUUUCCAGCAUAAGUGCUGUGUUUUUCAUCAGUUUUACGGUGUAAACCAGCCUAGACCAGCCUGGACCAGCAUCUGUACUGGUUUUUACAGCUGUUUUACAGUAUAAACCAGCCUAGACCAGCCUGGACAGGCGUCUGUGCUGGUGUUUACAGCAGUUUUACAACAUAAACCAGCGUAGACCAGCCUAGACCAGUCUGGACCAGCAUCUGUGCUGGUUUUUACAGCAGUUUUACACCAUAAACCAGCCUGGACCAGCAUCUGUGCUGGUUUUUACAGUAGUUUUACAGUAUAAACCAGCAUAGACCAGCCUGGACCUGCAUCAGUGCCGGUUUUUACAGCAGUUUUAAAGUAUAAACUGCAUAGACCAACAUGGACCAGCAUCAGUGCUAGUUUUUACAGCAGUUUACACCAUAAACCAGCCUAGACCAGCCUGAACCAAUGUCCGUGCUUGUUUUUACAGUAGUUUUACAGUAUAAACCAGCCUAGACCAGCCUGGACCAGCAUCAGUGCCGGUUUUUACAGUAGUUUUACAGUAUAAACCAGUGUAGACUAACCUGGACCAGCAUCAGUGCUAGUUUUUACAGCAGUUUUACAGCUGAAACCAGCAUAGACCAGCCUGGACCAGCUUCUAUGCUGGUUUUACAGCAGAGAAGCCAUCAGAAGAGCAAACAACCUUUGCUUAAUGGUCAGAUGAUUAACCAGCAGUCCUUGAAGAUGAGUACUGAAGAACUGUAUGAAGCAGACCAAGCCAUUCCAAAAGUCUUCAAACAGUCAUGAUGCUUUCCCUCACAUUAAUGGCCAGAUGCCAUUCUAUGUGGCGAGAGUUCCUUACUCCAAAUCACCAGAGUCUAGUCUCACAGCUUUGAGCUACGCUCUAGACAUGAAGAUGAGGUUGAUUUAGUAGAUAAUCUUUCAAUAUUGUGUUAUGAAAAGCCUUGAAAAGUGCCUUUGUCAGCCCUGAAGUUGAAUGCCAUGAGACAGCUGCUCUUUUUCCCAAAUGGCUGAUAGAUGUUACAGCAGCAGCUGGUUUUAUAUGGAAGACAGAGCUCAUUUGUAACAUGAUCAGCCAUUGUAGUGUUUUGUAUCGUGCAUUUUGCAUUUUAACCUUUUCUAAACCAGUCUAUGUGAACUGGGUGUACCAUUCUUUAUGCAGAAGACAUAGAGAUGCACAUAGAAACAGCACUAGCUCAAUAGUUGUAUGGGUGUACUUAGGCAGGCUUGUCAAAAUGGUGAGAUUUCGUGCUAGCUGGGAGCCAAAUGGCCAACCAGUUCAAGAUUUGAAGCACUUGUUACAGCAGAUGGCAGGCUCAUUUUAGCUGGAGCGACACAGAUUUUCAUUCCAAACAGCCAUUUAAGCCAUCUAGGGCCAGUCCCAAGAUAGUCUUGGUUCUGAUCAGAUCAGACUUUAAAAAGAAUCAUUUAAAACCUAACUGCUAACUCAAGACCGAACAGAACAGACGCCGAGUCGUCUGCAUGUAAACAGGCUCAUGUAAGCUGCAUGUUUGGUUUUUAAGUCGCAGCCUCAUUGCACCUUCUUUAAUUAGUCAGUAAGAUGGGGCUGGCAUCAUCACAGCAGCCAUGAUAACGGAUAUGAGCGCUAAGCUAAUUUGCUCACUAUGGAUUAGGCCAGGUGCGCCCUCACGCACAUGUAAUCCCAGGUUAAGACCAGCCACUAGAGCCCAAAAUGAAGGAGACUGAGUGUGCUGAAUCACUUGGAGGAUAGCAUAUGUCUCAGAAAGAGGACUGUGUUAGCUUGUUACGAUGCUAACAUGAUGGUAAUUGUUUACUGUGAGUGUGCUAGCAAGACGUUUCUGGUGUCUAACUGUAUGGUUUGUAAAGUAUCUUCAUUAGAUAUUCACACAAUUGAUGCAUCUUCCGUUAGACUGAUUCACAUGAAAAUGAAUCUUUUGUAUCACAGACAAACAGGCUAAGCGAAAAUGCUAAAGCUGAAUAGCAGUAUCAUCGAUCAAGCCUGGCCUGGAAGUUGCUGAAUGGUGAUAGUAUAAAGUGUGUUCUUCCUAAUAUGUAGCCCCUUUGUGAAAUGUUCCAAAUAGAUUCAGAACCCCAGAGGACGCUAAUGAAGAUAGCGAGAGGAAGGGCUACAUUAAGGAUUGCUCUAAUCCGUCUAAUCGAGCGGCAACAGAGCCAGCUGUGCAUGUUUGUGUGCGCCAAGUCAGAGUUUUAGAGAUUAGGCUCGAGACGUGGAAGAAUAACCGUCUGCCCUGGCGGUUGUAGACGCUAAUCAGCUCAGAUCAGGUCAGGAGCAGGCCUACGGAUAGGCCUGUUGAUUGGUCAGCAGUAGGCCAAGUCCUGUGGAUGGCCAUUCAGAGUGGUUUGAUAUGAAAUGGCUUCCUGUAGAGAAACUCAGAUUUCUUUACAGUGGUGAUGAUGGGAACCAGGGGUCACCAAGACUACAACACAAAUAUAGACAUU